Messenger RNA from Effrenium voratum, 653 nucleotides. Lineage: Eukaryota; Dinophyceae; Suessiales; Symbiodiniaceae. The record is from the annotation of a GenBank genome assembly.
CUUGAACCUCAGGCCAAAUCGAGAGAUCCUGAGGGAUUGCUUGCCGGAAGCCGGCGCCAUGCCCAGCCUGGAUGUGGAUGACCAGCUCAGUGACGUGCUCAAGCAGGCAUCCCAGCUGGAGGACCUCACGGACCCUAAGGUGGCGGCCUUGCAGGCCGUGGCGCAGGCCUCGCAGGCCGCGGAAGAGCUGCGAGGAGUCCAGGAGUACCAGAGAGUCAACGACUGGGUGGCGGCAAACCCCUACUUCCGGCCGAGCUUCGUCUCCGGCCAUCAUCCUGCCGUGAUUGAGUCGCCACCAGACGUGAUGGGCAUGUUGGUCAGGACCAACCCCUUGGCAGCGUGGCAUGCGGCGGAGGCAGUGCGGAUGGCAGCAGAGGACUACCUGCCCGGUGGGGAUUUGUAUCACCAUGCAGACGGAUCCAAAGGCCCGGAUCUGGCCUUGAAGUUCAUGUCAUCCUCCUGCAUGCCACCCUGUGUCCUGCCGCUUGAGAGACACAAGGAGAAGCCUCGGGCCGGAGGCUUUCUGUGAGCCACGGCUGGCGUAGCGGCCGCGUGCCAAGGUGCCAGCGGCUUUCGAUGGUCUGGCGGUUUAGUGGUGGCAAUCCAACCGCUGAACUGCAGCAAUCUAAUUUGUUUUGCUCCCCAAACCCAAC